AUGCGCUCCAUCCUUCACCUGGAUACUCAAAUAGAGGCCCUCCGAGCGGAUGAUAGUUCGUGGCAGACCAGAUACUGGAAACACAGCAUGGCAGCCGCUUCCGUGGAUAAGCUACGCCUCGAGUUGCUUCUGUCGCGAACGACACUCACGUUCCUUUUUUCCUUUCCUCCACUCCUCGUAGCUACACGCGUGAUAUCGCUGGAGCAAUGGAACGCCAAACUAGCCGAGCCGCGCACGGAUACUGAAGAGCAGCUCGGAUUCCUUCAACAUUACUCCGGACUACUCCGAACGAUUGGCGAGAGCAUUGCGGAAGACCAGUUUCAAGAUCAGCAGAUCGAGGACGAGGACAACCGAUUCUUCGAAAACCUGAUAAUACGCAAGCUCGACAACAUCACGCACAUACUACGAGGAUCCCAACUGGAGCAUAGCGCGACGCAGACCGAGUCUGCGGAGGACCAUCGCGGCGCGGAGGCUGCGGAGACGCAGGAUUCGGGCGCGCGGCGGCAGGAAAGCGAAGAGGGACGGGAACAACGCGCUAUCGACGACAACGCAGAAUUCAUGGAAGAACUGCAAGAGGAAAUCCGUCCCGACGACGUUUUUGUCGUUGUAGACGAGGUCGUGGGAGCCGAGGUUACCGAGGAGAACGCUUAUCACGAGGAGGCGCUGGCACCAAAAGAUACGAGCGAGACAAGACGUCUCAACGAGGAGAUAUUACGUGUUCUCACCGAAAAAAGGGACCUGGAGCGACGGAUUCACGAGAUGGCGAACGAGAAGACUUGCCCUCGCCGCAGAUUUGAAACAGGGCAGAUCAGGAACGAAAACGAAACGACGAUGCCGUGCGUCUUUUGUGGACUAAUCGGCGUGCAUUACUCGGACGCUUGUGAUGUCUACCCCGACACCCGCCGGAGAUGGCGCAUAAUACGCGAAGCCGCACGUUGCAGGGUGUGUCUCAAAAAACGCUACACGGGAGGACAUAGGUGCGACAAAAGGACAACGAAGUGCCGGUACUGCGCCGAUUACGGACAUCACCCUUCGCUGUGCUUUCGGCCUCAGAGAAGCGAAGAAACCCGACAACAGCUAGAGGAGUUGAAGCGUCGGCUGCGGCAGAGCGUGCAGCGAUUAAAACUCUUAAGAAGACAGUUACACCUUCUGCAAGAUGUAGAAUAA
Necator americanus (New World hookworm) is the source of this 1167-nucleotide messenger RNA. RefSeq lists its product as uncharacterized. The transcript has a single exon. NCBI's taxonomy places the organism in Eukaryota, Metazoa, Nematoda, Chromadorea, Rhabditida, Ancylostomatidae. Bases 1 to 1167 code for a protein of 388 amino acids. The record is from RefSeq and is a predicted model, not a curated record.